Molecule: messenger RNA, 726 nt
Organism: Acanthosepion pharaonis
Lineage: Eukaryota; Metazoa; Mollusca; Cephalopoda; Sepiida; Sepiidae
Source: the annotation of a GenBank genome assembly
AUGGAAUCGUCUUUGUCAACUCGGUUGCCCAUUAUUUGCUCCAGCUGUUCCCAGUGUCGUGGUUUCAACGAUGGAUUACAGAGGCUGAGAACGAUUGGCACAAUUUGCUUAAAACUCAAGACGCUUUCCCGCAGUUUCGUAUGCUCCUAUCUAUCUCAUUCUGUUCAGAUCUAUCUAUCUAUCUAUCUAUCUAUCUAUCUAUCUAUCUAUCUAUCUAUCUAUCUCAUUCGGUUCAUAUCUAUCUCUCUAUCUCAGUAUAUUCUUAUCUAUCUCAUUUUGUUCAUAUCUACCUAUCUCUCUAUUUCAGUAUGUUCCUAUGUAUCUCAUUCUGUUCCUAUCUAUCUAUCUAUCUAUCUAUCUAUCUAUCUGCCCAAAUAUACAAUGGCCGUCACAUCAGCGCCAGUUUGCGUAAUAAGCAAGUCCAGUUCUUCUUGGAAUGUCUCUAUCUUUCCUUCUUUCGUUGCCUCACUAGCAAUUAGUAUACAUAUAUUUUCUUUUUUCAUUGAAUAUUUUUCCUUUGAAAAUUUUUUAACAAUUCUCGCUCUCUCUCUCUCUCUCUCUUUCUCUAUCUAUCUAUCUAUCUAUCUAUCUAUCUAUCUAUCUAUCUCUAUAUAUAUGCACAAACUUACCAGACCCCAUCUGAAACAUAAUAGUCACAUUCUGUUCAUAUCUAUCUACCAUAUUCUGUUCAUAUCUAUCUAUCUCUAUAUCUAUCUAUGUAUCUAA